GAGAAGUAAUCGGCAUAGUUUCUAAUUAAGAGAAGAGGAUCCAAGGAUUUUUCCUUGAAAAGUUAAAGAAAUCAGCGCGCUUUUCAAGAGUUGUGUCAACAACAAGUGGACAACUAUUUUACGGGGAUGUCAGUUAUUCUUCUUAUGAUGUCUGUGGAUUAUACACAUUUUCAACAGUAAACCUAAAUUACUGUACUUAUUAAAAAUGUCCAGCAGUAGUUCUGGAGACUAUAUCGCCAAUUAUUAAACAUAUUCUCUACACAAGUUCUAUAUCCCGUAAAUAUUUAUUUACGGAUGCACAUUGAAAAUAUAUGACUCUAUUUGGAUAGGAUUUUCUACCAAAUAUUUUUCAUCUCUUCGCCUAUUUUCACUCGUAUUUCUGCCUUAAAGUUGUACUAUCUCACUCUUGAAGUCGUGAUGCUGGUGCAAAAUGAUACUAUGAAACAUAACAUCAUUAAGGAUGGUGAAAGUCAGCCAAUUCAGGCUUCAGUUGAAAUUAAACACUAUCCAAAAGAAAGGUCUGCACGCAGUACCAAGCGUUCUAAUGCCAUACGCAGUACUGAGCGUAGUCGUCAAAAGUCAUUAAACAUUAUGCUUUGUGGCUGUCUAGUUCCGGGCACAGAAUGCACUAGCAACAUAGAACACCAUCCUAUUGAUAACAAUCGCCGACUUCUACCAACUAGCGCGAUUCAGUCGAUGGAGUCUCUCAGUAUUUCCAGGAAGACAGGAUCAAAUCACUCCGUUCAACCUUCUGACACAUCUGAAAACUCAAGCGUCGUCAGACUGCAACCAGUGGUCAAUUUACCUUCUUGUGCCCUUAUAACAGAUGCACUUCUCUCACAAACAAAACGAGCAGGUAUGAUAACUGAGACUAUUCCUACCAAUGGGACGAAGCGUCAAGGAUGGCGAAGUUUCAGAUUCAGUCGUAGGAAAGAGGCAAGCGUUGGUAAGACAAAGCAUUAUGACCCUGUUCUUGGAACAACCGUCACGAGGCCUGUUAAAAGCAGUGCGUCCUACUCUGAGACAGAGAAAAAGUCAGAUGUAGACCAGUCACAUGUUUUUUCACCUUUACCAAGUCAAGCGUUAUCGGAAACUGUAAAUACUGAUGAGCACCACACAGCCUUGCUUGGACCAAAAAGUGAAGCAGAUAAGAGUAAAAAGUGUUUUGUCAUUGACUUGGAUGAAACUCUUGUACACAGUUCGUUUAAGGUGAUUGAACAUGCAGAUUUUAAGGUUGGAGUUGAAAUUGACGGAGUUACACAUCGUGUAUAUGUUCUCAAACGACCACAUGUUGAUUUAUUCCUAUCAACAAUGGCCAAUUUAUAUGAAUGUGUAUUGUUCACUGCUAGUUUAGCUAAAUACGCUGAUCCAGUUGCAGACUUUAUUGACAAAUGGCACGCUUUUCGAUAUCGGUUGUUUAGAGAAUCCUGUGUAUAUCAUCGUGGUAAUUAUGUGAAAGAUUUAAGUCAUUUGGGUAGACCAAUUAAUCAAGUUGUUAUUUUGGAUAAUUCACCAGCAUCGUAUAUGUUUCAUGCAAGUCAUGCUGUUCAAAUCUCAUCGUGGUUCGAUGAUGCAAAUGAUCGUGUUCUAUUAGAUUUAAUCCCUUAUUUUGAGAAACUUGCAACUCAACCGAAUGUUGUUGAUUUUCUUAAGAAUAAUGUUCCGCCUACUCCAUUUGCUGCCGUCGGUACAGUUGGUUUACCUGCAAGUUUAUUUCCGCAUACAGCAUUUCCUGUUAGUGGUAAAUCCACUGCUGAUGGUAACUCAAUAAUAUCGAGUAUAAAACGUCCAACUGUUGCAUCUCCAUUUCCAGUAUCUUCUGCUGAUAAUCGCUCUCAAAAUCAAAAUCAAAUGUCAUCCACUAAUACUAUCACCAAUGCUCCUUCGACUACUAUUGCCACUACUACUACUUGUACGACUGUUUCAACACCUAUAGAAUCUAAAACAAUAGUAGGUUCAACUAACUCUGAUACCCUACCGGUUAUCACUAAAUUAAUACCAUCUAGCAGUGGUCCUACACUAACACCUGUAGCAAAGAAACAAGAUGUUUCCACUUUUCCAGCGCCUUUAUCUUUAGCCGCCUAUGUACCUAUCACUUCACCGUCAUCUUUGAAUGCUAUAGCUAGUAGCAAAGUAUAUCCAAGCAGUAGUUCAGUGCAAACAUUUAUCCCUGUUACCAAUACAAAUUUAUCCAAUUCAUUAUUAUCAUCAUCAAAUGAAACUGUAUCACCACCACCAUCAUCAUCACCACCACCACCUCAAAUAUCUGAAGAAGUCUCAGGUAUUUCAUCGGUAUCAUCGCCAAAGUCUUCAACAAAUCAAUCCUGUCACAUUCCUUGUGUUGUUGUUAAAUCUACUGAACAGAAUUCAGCUGUGAAUAAGCAAAAGAUUGCAUUGAAUUCAUCAUAUCAUCAAAAGAAACCAUUGCAUACAAAUAAACGAUUUGUUAAUGUAUCAAAUUAUUUCAAAUCGAAUCCACAUACUACUAAUAAUACUACUAAUACGACUGCUACUACUACUAUUACAACUACAACUACUGUAAUUGGUGAAAAUCAUGAUCGUCGUCCAUUAUCAUCGGAUAAAAAGAAGUGAUGAUAUGCAAUGAGAUGAGAAGUGUCAUUCAUUCAAUUGAGAUGUAACCUAUCCGGCUAUUCGUAUUGAUUGAUUGACUGGCUGACUGAUAUUAUUUGGUGUGUGUGUAUGGUAAUGAGAUUACUGACUUGAGUUAGUCUCAUCUUCCUUCUUCACCUUCAGAAUUAGUCAGUUAGUUAGUUAGUUAGUUAAUCAUUCAUCUUAAACCAUUGUGCCAAAAAAAGACAUGCUUUUCAUUCGAACAACACAUCACAAUAAAGCGCCUAUACAUGUAGACUUUUAAAUAUUUUCCCUCAGGCAUGUUUGAGAUGAUUUUCGCGGUCAAUAGCCGGUGUUUUUUUCACUACUACACUCUUGUCGCUCUCUCCCUCUCUCUCUUACACACAUACACAGUCUGUCACUCUCUUUUCUAUCUGUCUCAUGUACGCAAUAGUGAUCAAGUCUAAUUAAUUUUGUUAGAAAUAUAGAUUUCUGUUUGCUCAAUAAUAGUAAUACUACUACCACUAUGUAGUACUACUGAGAGUGAUAAUAGUAGUACUGCUGAUGAUGAUAAUAAUGAUAAUAGUAGUAAUGUAUCCCUCCAUAUAUUAUUCUCCUCACUGUAUUCUUGUUUAUAGUGUGAAAGAUUUAUUUGUCGUACAGGGGAGAGAAUGCACACUGGUAUGUAUAUUAAUUUGUGUGUGUGUGUGCAUGUGCGUUUGUGUACCUGCAUAGGCGCAUAUAUUUUGUAUAGUACUCAAGUAUGCCACUGAGUGACUACUUUUAGCAUAUACUCCAGCUGAUAUAUAUACAUAUAUUUAUUUAAUUUCACUGAAAAUUUUUCUCUAUUUUGGAGAUUUUAGUUUUAUUAUUUGUAUUUACAGUGAAAAGUUAACUGUCCUAUCUUCCUCUUUUUCGUCUCCAGUCUUCUUGAUCUUCUUUUAUCCAAAGAUGUUAGUUGACUUUCAUAUUUAACUUUGAGAUAAAAUAAAUAGUUUAGUUGUAUUUUAUUCAUUCAAAGUACUUUUGAUUUUGUAUUUGCGUAUUUCGAAUUCAUAUUUCGAGCUAACAACAUUGGACAUUUAUUAUUCUUAUUAUUUACGUGCAAUAUACACUGCUAAUCAGAGAUUUAUUCAUCUUUCUUGUGUCCCGGCCCCUACCCCGGCAGCCCACCCCAGCGCCUUCCCCAAUUCCCGAUAUCACUUUCUCCUCUUCAAUGUAUUAUUUGAACAACUUUUCAAGCUUUAUUUUUCAUUUCACAUCAAUCUACUCAUCAUCAUCAGCAGCAGCAUCAUCAUCAUCGUCAUUCAUUAUUAUUUGUAUAUUUGCAUUUUGCGUAAUAUGUUGUGAUGUGAUUACAUUUCUUAUUACGUUGAUUAUUUAUUUAAUUUAUUUAUUCAUUAUUAUUGCUAUUAUCGCCAUCAUCAUCGCUGUCAUCUUCUCUUGGUUUAUACUCACUCACUCCCUCCUUACAGCAUAUUCACAGUAAUCUCAUGUUUAUUUUAACUGGUGAUGUAAUAUAUUUAGCCUCGAAUGUAUACUUAUACAUUAUUUUUAUUUUAUUUUUGAAGAUACUACUUAAUUUGGCUUGGUUUGUGUUUUUGUUUAUUUUUAUUGCUUUUUUUGUGUGGCUUUUCUCUAACUCGUCUUUAACUAUUCACCUUUAUUAUUAUUAUUAUUAUUAUUAUUAUUAUUAUUAUUAUUAUUUAUACAUAUACACCUCUUUUGGCCAGUUAGGGAGUGUUGUUAGGUAGUUGUAACCACUUUCUCUUACACUAUUAAUGUUGUUUCUUUUUGGUGGUCUUGUCCUGAUUUUAUAUUUACACUUAUUCACCUCUGUCUGUCUGUCUCUCUGCUCUAUCUCUCUAGGCGCGCACACACACACACACACACACGUUCGUUCACAUACCCAAAGAUCAACCAGAUUGUGCUUAUUGUGUUUAUAGACUGUGUAUUAACGUGAAGUGUGUAUUUGAAUCUCUCUCUUCGAAUACCUUUGAAGAAUGAAAGACUACAGAUAUAUAUAUGUAUACAUACUACCAAGAUUCUUUACCAGUAUAGUAUAGAAGAGAUAUUAAUUCCUUCUCUAUUGAUUUCUGUCCGGUUUUUCGUUUGUAUUUUUCUUUUCGUCUAUACAUAUAUACAUACUGUAUAUGCUGACUUGUUUACAAGCUGUUUUAAUUUCAGAUUUUCGUUUAUUUCUCCCGCCCUACCCCCCCCCCAUUUCCAUCCAAAAAUAGAGUGAAUCACGCGCACAACAGAGAAACACACAAUGCUUGUGUGUAUGUGUACGUGUGUAUGUUGUAUAUGUUUGUAUAUUGUGUGUGUGUAUAUGCGUACUGGUGGUAGUGAGAUAUUUUUCCCUGUUUAUUUUACUGGAAUCUAACAAUAGGUGUUGGAUAGGCGCGUGUACACACACAAAUACACACACACAUGCAUAGAGACAUACAUACAUACACGUGUAUCUAUAUUUGGUGCCUUUCACAAUUUAAUUUUGAUCCUUUAUUGUAAAAUAAACAAAAGAUGAAAAGAGAAACUUAUUCAUG
Messenger RNA from Trichobilharzia regenti, 5117 nucleotides. The record is from the annotation of a GenBank genome assembly. Lineage: Eukaryota; Metazoa; Platyhelminthes; Trematoda; Strigeidida; Schistosomatidae.